This is a messenger RNA of Lepus europaeus (European hare), 5381 nucleotides long. RefSeq names its product dystroglycan 1 (gene DAG1). Gene Ontology annotation, biological process: axon guidance; nerve development; muscle attachment. The transcript is spliced from 4 exons. Gene Ontology annotation, cellular component: sarcolemma; basement membrane; dystrophin-associated glycoprotein complex. NCBI's taxonomy places the organism in Eukaryota, Metazoa, Chordata, Mammalia, Lagomorpha, Leporidae. Gene Ontology annotation, molecular function: laminin binding; calcium ion binding. The record is from RefSeq and is a predicted model, not a curated record. Bases 270 to 2954 code for a protein of 894 amino acids.
CUUGGCGCCGAGUCCCGGGGGAGCGGCGGCGGCGGUGGCGGCGGCGUCCUGGGGCUGCGAGGACCGAACACCUGCCGGGCCCGCCCGCCGGCGCUGGGGCCUCUGCUUUUCAGGAAGAUAAAGCUUUUAAGGCUGCCUAACACUAGAAGGAGAGGCUCUCGAUGCUCUGGGAUGGAGCAGGUGUGCAGAGGGUGAGGACCCGGCUCUGGGAUCAAGUCACUUGCUUCCUUCCUUAGCAAGAUCUUCGGCUUGAGCGAACUUGGCCUGGGAUGAGGAUGUCUGUGGGCCUUCCACUGCUGCUCCCCUUGUGGGGGAGGACAUUUCUCCUCCUCCUCUCUGUGGCCAUGGCUCAGUCCCAUUGGCCCAGUGAACCUUCGGAGGCUGUCAGGGACUGGGAGAACCAGCUGGAGGCAUCCAUGCACUCCGUGCUCUCAGACCUCCACGAAGCCCUUCCCACAGUGGUUGGCAUUCCUGACGGCACGGCUGUUGUUGGGCGCUCGUUUCGAGUGACCAUUCCAACAGAUUUAAUUGGCUCCAGUGGAGAAGUCAUCAAGGUAUCCACGGCGGGGAAGGAGGUUUUGCCAUCAUGGCUGCAUUGGGAUCCACAGAGCCACACCCUGGAGGGCCUUCCGCUGGACACGGAUAAGGGUGUGCAUUACAUCUCGGUGAGUGCUGCACAGCUGGACGCCAACGGGAGCCACAUCCCUCAGGCCUCCAGUGUGUUCUCCAUCGAGGUCUACCCCGAAGACCACAGUGAGCCGCAGUCUGUGCGGGCGGCCUCUCCGGACCUGGGCGAGGCGGCGGCGUCUGCCUGUGCUGCUGAGGAGCCCGUGACCGUCCUGACCGUGAUUCUGGAUGCCGAUCUCACCAAGAUGACUCCGAAGCAAAGGAUCGACCUCCUGCACAGGAUGCAGAGCUUCUCAGAGGUGGAGCUCCACAACAUGAAGUUGGUGCCAGUGGUGAACAACAGACUGUUUGAUAUGUCUGCCUUCAUGGCCGGCCCCGGAAACGCCAAAAAGGUGGUAGAGAAUGGGGCCCUGCUCUCCUGGAAGCUGGGCUGCUCCCUGAACCAGAACAGUGUGCCUGACAUCCGUGGUGUGGAGGCCCCUGCCAGGGAGGGCACUAUGUCUGCCCAGCUUGGCUACCCUGUGGUGGGUUGGCACAUUGCCAACAAGAAGCCACCUCUCCCCAAGCGUAUCCGAAGGCAGAUCCAUGCCACACCCACACCUGUCACUGCCAUUGGGCCCCCAACCACGGCCAUCCAGGAGCCGCCAUCCAGGAUCGUGCCCACCCCCACUUCUCCAGCCAUUGCUCCUCCCACAGAGACGAUGGCUCCUCCAGUCAGGGAUCCUGUUCCUGGGAAGCCCACGGUCACCACUCGGACUCGAGGUGCCAUUAUUCAGACCCCUACCCUAGGCCCCAUCCAGCCCACUCGGGUGUCAGAAGCUGGCACUGUAGUUUCUGGCCAGAUUCGUGCAACGGUGACCAUUCCUGGCUACGUGGAGCCCACAGCAGUUGCCACCCCUCCCACAACUACAACCAAAAAGCCACGAGUGUCCACACCAAAACCAGCAACGCCUUCAACUGACUCAGCCACCACGACUCGCAGGCCAACCAAGAAGCCACGGACACCCAGGCCAGUGCCGCGGGUCACCACUAAAGCUCCCAUCACCAGGCUGGAGACGGCCUCCCCACCUACUCGUAUCCGCACCACCACCAGCGGGGUGCCCCGCGGGGGAGAACCCAACCAGCGCCCAGAGCUCAAGAACCACAUCGACAGGGUGGACGCCUGGGUCGGCACCUACUUUGAGGUGAAGAUCCCAUCCGAUACCUUCUACGACAAGGAGGAUACCACCACCGACAAGCUCAAGCUGACCCUGAAGCUGCGGGAGCAGCAGCUGGUGGGCGAGAAGUCCUGGGUACAGUUCAACAGCAACAGCCAGCUCAUGUAUGGCCUGCCCGACAGCAGCCACGUGGGCAAACACGAGUACUUCAUGCAUGCCACAGACAAGGGAGGCCUGUCCGCCGUGGAUGCCUUUGAGAUCCAUGUCCACAAGCGCCCUCAAGGGGACAAAGCUCCUGCUCGUUUCAAAGCCAAGUUUGUGGGUGACCCAGCCCCAGUGGUGAAUGACAUCCACAAGAAGAUUGCCCUGGUGAAGAAGCUGGCCUUUGCCUUUGGGGAUCGCAACUGCAGCACCAUCACCCUGCAGAAUAUCACCCGCGGCUCCAUUGUGGUGGAGUGGACCAACAACACCCUGCCGCUGGAGCCCUGCCCCAAGGAGCAGAUCACGGGGCUGAGCCGGAGGAUAGCCGAGGACAAUGGGCAGCCUCGGCCAGCCUUCACCAAUGCCCUGGAGCCUGACUUCAAGGCCGUGAGCAUCGCCAUAACAGGCUCUGGCAGUUGUCGGCACUUGCAGUUUAUCCCCGUGGCACCGCCUGGGAUCCCGUCCUCGGUGACACCACCCACGGAGGUGCCAGACAGGGACCCCGAGAAGAGCAGUGAGGAUGACGUCUACCUACACACAGUCAUUCCAGCUGUGGUGGUGGCGGCCAUCCUGCUCAUUGCUGGCAUCAUUGCCAUGAUCUGCUACCGCAAGAAGCGGAAGGGCAAGCUCACCCUUGAGGACCAGGCCACCUUCAUCAAGAAGGGGGUACCCAUCAUCUUUGCAGACGAGCUGGACGACUCCAAGCCCCCGCCCUCCUCCAGCAUGCCGCUGAUCCUGCAGGAGGAGAAGGCUCCCCUUCCCCCUCCAGAGUAUCCCAGCCAGAGCGUGCCCGAGACGACGCCUCUGAACCAGGACACUGUGGGGGAGUACACGCCCCUUCGGGAUGAGGAUCCCAAUGCGCCUCCCUACCAGCCCCCCCCACCCUUCACAGCCCCGAUGGAGGGCAAGGGCUCCCGUCCCAAGAACAUGACCCCUUACCGGUCACCCCCUCCUUAUGUCCCCCCUUAACCCACAAGCGCCUGGGUGGAGGCAGGGGUAGGGCAGGGGCCUGGGGACAACACAGUGUUGUCUGUGGAGCCCGGUGGCCCGCAGACCAUCGCCCACUGGGCGCUGACACCAGACCUAGUACACACUGGCACACGGGGCCUGGACAAGCCCGCCCUCUCUGGUCCUCCCAAACCCCAAAGCAGCUGGAGAGACUUUGGGGACUUUUUUAUUUUUAUUUUUUGCCUAACAGCUUUUUGUUUGUUCAUAGAAAAUUCUUCGCUGCGUUUUUGAUGGCUGGCUCUGAAAGCACCAUUUGGAGUAGAGGUAGAGGGAGGGAGCGAGGAGCCGUGGAUGAACUCGCAGGCAGUGCUGGGCAGCCCCCCGGCUCUCUGCGUUUUGCCUUUAACACUAACUGUACUGUUUUUUCUAUUCACGUGUGUCUAGCUGCAGGAUGUAACAUGGAAAACAGUAGCUAAAGAUUAAAUUCAAAGGACUUUCAGAAGUUAAGGUUAAGUUUUUACAUUUAAUCUGCUGUUUACCUAAACUUGUAUGUAUAAUUUUUGGGUGGGUAUGGGGAAUUGCUUUGCUAAAAAUAAGCUCCCAGGGUGUUUCAAACUUAAGAGAAGACCAAGGGACAGUAUUUUUUAUCAAAGGAAUCCUAUUUUUUCACACUAUGUCAACUUGGUUGCUCUGAUAUCCCAGAGCCCGAUCGGGGGCCUCCUGGCCCUGGCUCGGGGGCCAGGGUCCUGGUGCUGGGUUUGCUCUCCUGCUGUUGGCAGGAGUUGGAAGCUGGAGGGGCCUCUCGGGCCGUGGACAUCCCCACCUCCACCCCAUGCACGCUAGUGGCCCACCACCAAGGGGUCUUCAUUUCCAUGGAAAAGGGACUCCAAGAGGCAGUGGUGGCCGUAGCCCCCACCCCGGGUGCUCCAAGGUGGGCCAGCUGCUCGUGGGGGCGCCUGGGGAGGUUGAGGGACUCGACCACAUCAACCUGUUUCCUUUCACCUUUUAUUUUUUUUUCCCCACCCCUCCUAAAAGGAAUAUCACGGUUUUUGAAACACUCAGUGGGGGACAUUUUGGUGAAGAUGCAAUAUUUUUAUGUCAUGUGAUGCUCUUUCCUCACUUGACCUUGGCCACUUUGUCCCAACAGUCCACAGCCCCGCCCCGAUCCACCCCAUCCCUCUUCUCUGGCGCUCCCGUCCCAGGCCUUGGGCCUGAACGGCUGGAAAAGGCCUGGUGGCUGGGGAGGAGUGCCAGCAAUAGUUCAUAGUAAACAAUCUGUGGGCUCUCAAAGCUAAUUUUUUACUAAAGUUUUUAUACAGCCUCAAAUUGUUUUAUUAAAAAAUAGAUUAAAAACGGUGAUGCUUACAGCAGUUUGUACAAGCUCUUAGUGUUGACUCCAUGGAACUGACGGCUUUGCUCGUUUUGAUUUCCCCCCCACCUUUUCCUAACAGUUUAAAUUCUGGAAUUACACUGGGCUGCUUUUGCCUUUUUUAGCAGAACAUCCGUCCGUCCAUCUGCAUCUCUGUCCCAUGACUCAGGGGCGCCCACUCUGCUCGAUUCUCCUCCUUUGGAAGAAACCAUUCUGAGCAUGACUUUUCUUGGUGUCUGAGUUAUUUCGGGUCCCUUUUAGGGAGGAAUGCCUUUCGCAAUAAUGUUUCCCUUUCCUGAUCUAGGAUGGGUGGGUGGACCCAGGCUCCCUUUGCACACGGAGCAGCUACUUUCUAAGCCAUAUCGACUGUUUUGCAGAGGAUUUGUGUGUGCUGCCUCAGGAGGGGAGGGCUGGCCAGGAGGGGAGGGGUCUCCAUUCUGCUGUUCUCUGGAGGGCGUUUCCCCUCCCUCUGCUCCCACAGGGCUCAGCCCCUCUCCCCUGCCCAUACCCUAGCAGGGUGCUCCGGAACCAGCGGUGUGCCCCUGUGGGGAGCCUGUGCCUGGGGCUCAGCAGAUAGUCAGUGACUGUCAGGCCUCGAGCCUCCAAGCCCUGGUCCGAGCCGGAGUUUCCCUGACGCCCCAGAGUCAGGAGCGCAAGCGGAAUCUGACCUGGUGAGAUGAUUUCUGAUGACCUUGUCAAAAAAUAAACAGUUCCCACUGUUUCAGGUGAGGGCUUUGAAAGGCCUUCCAAAUAGCUCCGUUGCCUCUAGCAACCCCACCACCGGGCACUGCCACACAGAGACGUGGCUGGCCCAGAAUGGCCUGUUGCCAUAGCAACCGGAGGCGAAGGGGCAGUGAACAGAAUAACAAGAGCAACAAUGCCUUUGCAGGCAGCCUCCUCCCCUGAGCGCUGGGCUGGCGAUGGCUGUUGGACUCUGUGAGACGGAGAGCCAAUCUCACAUUCAAGUGUUCACCAACCACUGAUGUGUUUUUAUUUCCUUCUGUAUGAUUUUAAGAUGUGUUUUCUGCAUUCUGUAUAGAAACAUAUCAAACUAAAUAAAAGCAGUGUCUUUAUUACAA